CUAGUAUUAAUUGUUAAUAAUAUUAGAACGCGGCACUUCUUAUUAACUCAACAGCUGAAAACGGUGUUUAUAUCUUGUGUUCGUAACUGUGUGUAAAUGCCGAUAUACAUAAUAAAAGUCCGGGUGGAUGACGUAUUUCCGCUCAGCGCACGGAAGAUGGCGCGUGAUGUUGAUCAGUGAGAAAUGUGAAUAUUUGAGAUCGAUUCAAGUGCUUGGGGUGAAACAAACUCUGCAGACAUGGGGCGACGCUCCACCUCCUCCACCAAGAGUGGGAAAUUUAUGAACCCCACCGAUCAGGCCAGGAAGGAGGCACGCAAAAGAGAGCUGAAGAAGAACAAGAAGCAGAGGAUGAUGGUUCGAGCGGCGGUGCUGAAGAUGAAGGAUCCGCGUCAGAUCAUCAAAGACAUGGAGAAACUCGAUGAGAUGGAAUUUAACCCGGUGCAGCAGCCGCUGUUGAAUGAAAAAGUUCUGCGUGACAAACGUAAGAAACUGCGCGAGACAUUUGAACGAAUCGUCCGUCUGUACGAGCGAGAGAAUCCAGAGACGUAUAAAGAGCUUCGUAAACUGGAGGUGGAUUACGAAACCAAACGUGGACAGCUGGCACUCUACUUCCACUCUGUCAAGAACGCUGAGUCUGUGGAGGUGGACAGUAUUCCUCUUCCUGACAUGCCACACGCUCCAUCCAGCAUCUUAAUCCAGGACAUCCCGCUGCCUGGAGCUCAACCACCAUCAAUACUGAAGAAAAGCUCUGCACUCGGGAAAGCGUCUGCGGUGUCUUCAGCUGCUCUCGCCGGAGUUCCUCGUCUGCCAUCUGGACGAAAACCACCGGGACCCCCGCCAGGACCUCCCCCUCCACAGAUACUGCUGCUGUAUGGAAACACACGGCGAACAGAUGAUGGUGGCGGUUCAGACACUGAAAUGUUUGACGUUGGCGGACGAGACACUGACAGCGAGAGUGAUGCAGACGACGACAGUGACUCGCAGGACGACAGCGGUGGAGAGAGAGACGACACAGACGCUGACAUGAGAAUGAUGACUGAUCGCCAUGACGACAGAGAGGAUGAGAGAGACAGAGCCGAUAAACACACAGGUCGCAGUGUGUGGUUUGCUGACAUGCCUUCACCAAGAGAGAAGAGGAAGAAGAGGGUGAUGAAGAAGAACAAGACCAUCACACCACUGCAGGCCAUGAUGCUGAGAAUGGCAGGUCAGUCAGUACCUGAGGAAGAGGAUGAGGAUGGAGAGGAUUUCACAGACUCUGAUUCAGAUGGUGAGGAUGAAGGUGUGGAUGCUGAAGCUGCUCACUCAUUGGCCAAUCCCAGACUUCCUGCUCCAUCUGCACCAAUGGCAGCUCAGCAGCCUCCUCCACAUAUGCAGGCUCCACCAAUCACAGGGCCUCCUCCUUUAGGACCACCUCCUGCCCCUCCAAUGAGGCCACCAGGACCGCCAUCCGGCCCGCCUCCGGGACCGCCUCCUGGUGCUCCUCCGUUCAUGAGGCCUCCUGGGCUGCCAGCCGCUCUCAGGGGUCCCAUACCACGCAUGCUGCCUCCGGGACCCCCGCCGGGCCGACCGCCAGGACCUCCUCCAGGACCGCCACCGGGUCUGCCCCCCGGACCCCCUCCCAGAGGACCCCCGCCACGCCUGCCACCUCCUGCUCCUCCAGGAAUGCCUCCACCGCCCCCUCCCCCCCGCACCGGACCCCCCCGCAUGGCCCCCCCGCUCUCUCUCUUCCCUCCACCACUCAACCCCAACGUGCUCAGUGCUCCGCCCAGCAUCGUAUCGCGUCAGAAGCCGCCCACGGUGUCUGUCUCCUCUGGCGACAGCUCUCAGAACGUGUCCACCCGCCCCCCCGCCCUGCAGAUGCCCCCACCCCCUGGCACCGCCCCCCCGCUUGCCCCCACCAUCGAGAAACGCGCCAACAUCUCUGGCCCCUCCUCAGCGCAACCGGGUACCGCCACCAUCUCCGCCAAACCUCAGAUCAUCAACCCCAAGACGGAGGUGACGCGCUUCGUUCCCACGGCGCUCCGUGUGCGCAGAGACCGCGCCGGCGCGAUGGAGAAAACAGGUGGCAGGAGAGAGGAUGAGCGUGAGCAGCCCAAACAAGUGUCUAUAAACCCGACCCAGCCCGCUGGCAUUGCCCCGCACAACAUGAAGACUAAAGACCAGAUGUACGAGGCCUUCAUGAGAGAGAUGGAGGGGCUGCUGUGAUUUAAUUAGUCAAUAAUAAAAGACAUCAUCUGUGCUUCAUUGAAGUCGAAGGUCACUGGCGUUCUCUUUUACAUUUUAUAUGUUUCCUUUUAGUUCGUUACUGUCACAUGAUUGUGUUUCAUCUUUAAACAUGAUUAAACUUCAAACCUCAAACUCCU
Molecule: messenger RNA, 2363 nt
Organism: Myxocyprinus asiaticus (Chinese sucker)
Lineage: Eukaryota; Metazoa; Chordata; Actinopteri; Cypriniformes; Catostomidae
Product: WW domain-binding protein 11-like
Exons: 12
Coding region: 238-2205 (655 amino acids)
Biological process (GO): mRNA cis splicing, via spliceosome
Cellular component (GO): spliceosomal complex
Source: RefSeq, a predicted model, not a curated record